CACAAUCUGCUGCGUCACUAAUGUUUGUCUAGAUAGCUCCCCCGUGUCACUUCUCUCGCUGCCUCUAGCACACUGUCCCAUCUCUCUCUCUCUCUCUCUCUCUCUCUCACUCUCUUCACUCUUCUGUGAUUCUGCAAGAGAACCUUUUUCUGGCCUCCAUUGAUACCCUCCAAAGCUCUAUACCGCUAAUCCCUGUUAACCUUUGUCUGAGCAGUAAUGGCCGUUAUAGUGCUUGGAAUGCUGAUGUUGGUAAUGACUGGCCAUGCUAGCUGCACAUGGUGUGUUUGCAAGGAUAUGUCUGAUGCAGUCCUUCAAAGGACUUUGGACUAUGCUUGUGGAGCUGGGGCUGAUUGUGGUCCUACCCAUUCAAAUGGUGCUUGUUACCAACCUAAUACCGUGAAGGCCCAUUGCUCUUACGCUGUUAAUAGCUAUUUCCAAAAGAAGGGCCAAGCUCAAGGCUCUUGUGAUUUUGCAGGCACAACUACCAUUUCUACAUCUGAUCCUAGUUAUAGUGGCUGUUCUUAUCCGGCUACCGUCAGUGCUGCAGGGACUAGCACAACUACUCCAACUCCAGUCACCACAAAUCCAUCUACCACCACACCUUCAAACGCCACCCCAUCCAACGCCACACCAACAAUCACUACUCCAUACACUACAACACCAUCCAAUGGAGUCUUGGGAGGCAUUGGCAAUGGUGUAAGUCCAACAGGAGCUGGAAUAAACACAGACAUCAGUGAUGGUGGGUUCAGAGUGCCAAACACUAGCUGGUUCUCUUUCUUUGUAACCUUCUUGAUCUUAGGCUUGAUGCUUUUGUGGGGUUGAAGAUGCAAAAGUGUGGCCAAAAUGGUGGUUGCUUAGGUGGGGUAGGGUACUGCGAUUGAUGCUGGAUAUUAAUGUGCAAUUGUAUGCAUGUGAUUCUGCUGUUCGUUUAUCUAAGAAACAUGCUAGCUAAGUUUUUGUUUGUUUCUUCUCUCUUAUUAGGGCAAAAAAAUGGCCUUCUUAUUCCCUUUGGGUA
Hevea brasiliensis (rubber tree) is the source of this 1015-nucleotide messenger RNA. Its product is annotated as PLASMODESMATA CALLOSE-BINDING PROTEIN 3. The record is from RefSeq and is a predicted model, not a curated record. The coding region runs from base 217 to 822 and encodes 201 amino acids. NCBI's taxonomy places the organism in Eukaryota, Viridiplantae, Streptophyta, Magnoliopsida, Malpighiales, Euphorbiaceae. The transcript has 4 exons.